ACACACACACACACACACACACACACGCGCGCGCGCUUCCCUGCAGCAGGCUCUCUGCUUUCCAGGACCGGCUGUUUGUGGCAGAGGCACAGGGCAGGGGCUCCUGCAGCGAGAGGCCGAGCGGCUCCCAGCACAGCUCCACCGGCCCCACUCAGAGCCUGGCUGCUGGUUUGCUCCGUGGAGCGGUUCAAAGGAGAGACGCGGCACAAAUCUCCGUGCUGCCACCCACCCCUCUGGUUUCUUGUGGGGAGAAGAGGUCUCGCUUUCCAGGAAGACGGCGCACACACGACUCUGGGCUGUCGCUGGUGUCCCGGCUUUGUCCCCAGGAUGGGCCGAGAGGCUGGCUGCAGCUCAGGCCUGGCUGUGCUCCAGGUGCAGGAGGGAGGGUAAGGAGGGCCCGAGGUGAGCUCACCUGCACCUGUCACGUGGGCCUUCCCGAUGCCUCUGAGAAUGAGUGGUGAUGUCCUCUAGCAGCCUCUAGCUGGUCUUGGCUCUCCCUGGCCACAGCAGCUGACCGGGGCUGGGACUUUCUCCACAACAAGCAGACAGCACAGUGGUCAGCGAUGACUGUCCAGAAACUGGUGGCCACAGCAGUGUUGGUGGCCCUGGUCUCUCUUGUCCUCAACAACGUGGCGGCCUUCACCCCAAACUGGGUAUACCAGACGCUGGAGGACGGGCGCAAGCGGAGCGUGGGGCUGUGGAAGUCCUGCUGGCUGGCAGACAGGGCCCGGGGAGGGCCGAGCCCCGGGCCCCGGCCAGGGCAGGCAGAGGCACGGGACUGUGAUGCUCUGGGCUGGGGUUCUGAGGCGGCAGGCUUCCAGGAGGCUCGAGGCACCGUCAAACUGCAGUUUGACAUGAUGCGUGCCUGCAACCUGGUGGCCACGGCGGCGCUUGCUGUGGGGCAGCUCACCUACAUCCUGGGGCUGACAGGCCUGCCGCUGAUGUCGCCCGAUUCUCAGUGCUGGGAGGAGGCCAUGGCUGCCGCGUUCCAGCUGGCAAGUUUUGUCCUGGUCAUUGGGCUGGUGACAUUCUACAGAAUCGGCCCAUAUACCAACCUGUCCUGGUCUUGCUACCUGAACAUUGGCGCCUGCCUUCUGGCCACCCUGGCAGCUGCCAUGCUCAUCUGGAACAUUCUUCACAGGAGAGAGGACUGCAUUGCACCCCGGGUGAUUGUCAUCAGCCGCUCCCUGACUGCGCGGCUUCGCCGUGGGCUGGACAACGAGUAUGUGGAGUCACCAUGCUGAGGGCUGCUGGGGAGAAGGCUGCUCCGGCCUUGAUUAUUAUAACCCGACAGCACAGAGACCGAAGGGCUGUCGGCUGUCUGUGUGGGCGAUUCGUAUGGUUUCCUAUAUAUACAUGUACGAUACAUAGCUAUGUUUACUAUGUUAUAUAUAAAUAUAUUACGUGGUUAUAUAUUGCCUGCGCCACCCUCCUUCUGAUGUACCCAUGACUCAGCUUCACUUUUGCGCAUAUUCCAAGGAGGAGACCAGUGCCUGAGGUGUAUGGACGGCGGUGGCCAGCUCACCUUGGUCUCGGAUUAAUUUAUUCUGUAUCUGCUGAGCAGUGGGUCUUUGGUCAUAUUUACUUUGGUAAAGCAGAAUACUUGGGGAGAUUUUCUAGAACUGUCUGUGAUCUUCCUCGAGUGACUCAGAAUCUACAACCAGAAGGUUGCGGCUUUAUGACAGGAUCGUGUUAGUAAUGUCUGUUUUGCUCCUGAUUAUUUUUCUAAGUUAAAAUAAAAUGUAAACUUCUCA
Nyctereutes procyonoides (raccoon dog) is the source of this 1754-nucleotide messenger RNA. It is a transcript of the gene TMEM204, whose product is annotated as transmembrane protein 204. Lineage: Eukaryota; Metazoa; Chordata; Mammalia; Carnivora; Canidae. The record is from RefSeq and is a predicted model, not a curated record. The transcript has 3 exons. The coding region runs from base 564 to 1244 and encodes 226 amino acids.